AACACCACGCAGCCUCCCUCGCAACAUCCGAGAUAGAGCAUCAUUGCGCUUCGGGCUGGGAUCGACGAAUAGUGAAGUGAAGACAGCCCUAGGUUAAAAACAUAUAGGAGCUUGUUUAUGGAAAUAUUUGUGUUAAUAUCGACGAUUUGAUCGUUGCUCGUUCUCUAUGGAUAUAAAAUAGGCACUUGGAAGCCUUGUAUUCUUGUUAAUCUGUUCCUUUUAUCCGGGGCUGUCAGGGGCGCAUCCUGCGCCGAUUCUCAAAAUGGCUGAGAUUACUGAAUUACGACCCACAUAUGACAUGUCGCCGGUGCUGGCCGGCUUCAUCGGAGCCGGGGUCCUGGUCAUCGCUGUGGUGAUGCUGGUCCUCUUGUGGACCUUCUGCCAGCGCCGCUAUCUCCGGGCGUCGGGCCGCUACAAGCUCCACGGCGACCGCUACUGCGACUCGGCCGAGGACCCCCCCUACAAGUUCAUCCACAUGCUCAAGGGCAUCAGCAUCUACCCGGAAUCCCUCAGCAGCAGCAAGAGGAUAGUCCGGGUGGCGCGGCGGGCCGGGUGGCAAGGGAAUCGCGACCGGGAGAGGGGCGCCGGCGGCCGCGGGAUGGUCCUGGUGGACGCUGAGAACAACGUCCUGGACGCCCCGCCGCAGCUCCAGAUGAGCCACCUGGUGCCCCCUGCUGGUCAGCCCCAGGUGGAGCGAGCUCUGCCCGUCCGCGCCGACUACUGCUGCCUGGAGAGCAGCUCGGCCAGCAGCAGCGAGAACAGCAGCAAGACCGUGUCGCCGUUCACCCCCCCCGCCGCCGCCGAACCCGAGCCCGAGGUCAACCUGGGCACGCUCAGUCUAGCUGUGGACUACAACUUCCCCAAGAAGGCCCUGGUGGUGACCAUCGUGGGCGCGCAGGGCCUCCCCACCGUGGACGAGCAGGCGGGCAGCUCCGACCCGUACGUGAAGAUGACCAUCAUGCCGGAGAAGAAGCACCGCGUCAAGACCAGGGUGCUGAGGAAGACCCUGGAGCCCGUGUUCGACGAGACCUUCACCUUCUACGGCGUGGCUUACAGCGCCCUGCCUGAGCUCACACUCCACUUCCUGGUGCUCAGCUUCGACCGCUUUGCCCGCGAUGACGUCAUCGGGGAGGCGGUGGUGCCCAUGGCGGGCUUGGACCCCAGCACGGGCCGGGUGCACAUCACCCAGAAGAUCAGCAAGAGGAAUGUGCAGUGUGAGAGCCGUGGGGAGCUGCUGGUCUCUCUGUCCUACCAGCCGGUCUCCCACCGCCUCAGCGUGGUGGUCCUGAAGGCCAGACACCUGCCCAAGAUGGACAUCACCGGUCUCUCUGGAAACCCCUACGUGAAAGUCAACGUGUUCUACGGCCGCAAGCGCAUCGCCAAGAAGAAGACGCACGUGAAGAAGUGCACCCUCAACCCCGUCUUCAACGAGUCCUUCAUCUACGACGUCCCGCCCGAGCUCCUGCCCGAGAUCUCCGUGGAGUUCGUGGUGGUCGACUUUGACCGCACCACCAAGAACGAGGUGCUGGGCCACCUGCCCCUGGGCCUGCACAGCCCUUGUGUCUCCGGAGCCACCCACUGGCGAGAGGUCUGCGAAAACCCUCGCCGGCAGAUCUCCAAGUGGCACAACCUCAGUGAAUACUAGUGUUCCCCCCCCCUCCCUCCCCCCCCCCCAUGUUCACACUCUCCACACGCACCUGUAGACCAGCGGUGUUACUCGUGCACACGUGGGGCGGUGGCAACAGGGACAUCUGGCUGAGAGAGCGCUGAGAGCUUCUCCUCCUGCUACACGUUCUCCUCUGUAAAAACACACGGCAACAAGUUGAAAAACAUUCCUAGUGGGACUUGUACAGUGGACUUUCCAGUGGUAACAACGAGUGAGGUCAAUAAUAGAAUUGAGUCAAAGUUACAAAUGAAUUGAUUUACGCUCACACGCAAACACACAUACACACAAAUAUACAUACACACGGCAAAAAUGACAGCUGAAAGAUGCACAAACUUACAAAGCUAAUGAACGUAAUUAGAAGAAAAAAAAUGGUUAUAGACCAAAAUAGGAUCAUAAUUACACACUCAAGACUGUUAUGAAUUCGAAAUUGUCAUGGGGAGGAGAAGGAUGCAACCUACGCAGAAUAAAAAAAACAUUUUCCAUCCUCCCGUUGCAAUUGUUGUCAAGCGCAUGUGUGUCUGAAAAAAGAAACUAAUAUCACCAAAUCAACUCAAGGAUCUAGAGGUAAAUUGCUGGCAUUCAUCCUUAGAAAUCCUCACUUCUUCCUUUGAAAAGGAAGAUGUUUUCAACGGUUCCCUAUUGCUUUCCCUCUUUCAUUAAGGACCAAAAGGGACAUAUUGAAAUUCCUCGCCAGUGAGUCAUUUGAAGUAACUCAAAACCAUGUCAUAAUGUUUUCGAGAAGAAUUGCAACUGUACUACAAUUGAUGACAUUUACAUACAGUAUCUGGCAUGCUCUCCACCUUACAUGUGAAUCUUUUAAAUCCAUCGGGCUGCUUGAAAAAAAGAUAAAUGUGGUUUCACUGCUAAGAAUGGUCAUGCAAAGUGAAAUAGUGUUUGGAUUGAAAUUAUACUGUAACUCACAACAUCCACUACAUGAAGAGUUAAACCAUGAAAGGUGCACAUACAAUGACAUGAAAUAUGACACCUUGCCCAUUCAAAGACAUUGAUAUCUAAGUGCAUUUAACUGUUUAAAGUGGCAGCGGCAAAUAACUACGGUAUCCCACAGCAACAGAUUUCUUAAAAUUCCUGAAUGCUAAUUAGCAGCUUGUAGUGGCAGGAAAUAUUUCAGGAAAGUCACUGAUAUUAUUGUAAAAUAUUCUUUUGACAUGAACAAUUGUGAGAGGUUGUCUAAAGUUACUGUACUCAAUUGUAGCCUUUGCUGACAUGCAUUUCUUAUUCUAUGUCAUAUGUUUUGGAUUAUGAUGACAAGGCACAAACUGUAAUAUACCAUUAGUAUAACGUAACUAUAAUAUUGGAGGUAAACGUUUUCUCUCUCGCUCUCUCUUUACCAAAUAAUGUACAUAUCUGAUUCUUGUAAAGAAAAUUGAUGUAUUUCAAUGUUCUCUACUCUGACAUGCAGAAGUAAACUGUUGAAAAGAAAAAUGGAAUAGAAGAUGGUACUAUAUUGGCACGAUCAAUGUUGCAAUCUGUUAUUCUGAAACCACUUAACUUGAGUGUUAAUUGCUAUUGCUACUUCGGUUCAUUCUAAUAAUAUAGGCUACUGUACAUAGGACAUGCAAAAGGCAUUUUGCUGAGCAAGAUUUAACAUUACCUGCUGAAAACCCUCACUGAAUGGUGCUCAGAAGUUCUGUUGCGCAACAGGUCACAGUUAUUUUUGCCGAUUGUUAUGAAUUCAGUGUCAACCCAUAGUGGAUGUCAAUAAAAAGAUAGAAGGCAGAAAGGGAACUCAAAUCAGACAGAUUAGGUACAGCAUGCUGUUGAGUGAUGCACAAUACGAUAAUGUGGAGUCAAAGGCCAGUGCUUAGAAUAGUGAGUGUUACGUGCUGUAGCAGGGAUAGGGACAGGUUAUGGACAGUGGGGGACUGCUUGGCCAUGCUCAGAAGCAGAAGGGGAAGACACAGGUGGGCAAACACUGCCUACCUGCGUAGCUUUGCUAAACUGAUGGAGAAUCUGAUGGAUAGCUCUCUAGCCCAAGCAAACGCCCAAUGGAACUUUCCGGAACGGCUCUUUUCUUUCCAUGUGAACUCUCGAUAUUUCACCCACCCUCCUCUCCCUUUCUUGUGGUUGUUUAUCCUUGUUUCCUUUCAUCACCCUAUUUGAACUCCCUGAGAAAAAAAUGUCAGAUGACUAAAAUUGCCCAGACAAGUACAACACAGUCUAAUUGACUUUGCGCUUCGACUUCUUAACUGGUGUGCCAUAAAUGUCAUUAUGGCCGCCGGAGCUACAGAGAGCUGUUCGAGGCUGUAGCAUUUAAUGCAGUGCAGUGUGAAAGAUUGGCUGUCAGAAACUGGACGGAAUGAAGUGAUCAUCCUACAAAGCCCAUUCUAGACAUGAGCGCUUACUCCUUCAUGAGGCAAAGGAAAGGCAGAAGGCCGUCCUGUUGGGAUUCUAUAAAGGCUGUCCUGUUUGACAGUUGUCCAUUUUUUUGCCGCCGCCACCAGCUUUUUGAAUCCACUCCUUUUUCUCAGCUAAUCAACAUUGUGAUCAAUCAUCUGUUUAGCAUAGGGCCUAACAUAUUUUAAACGCCGAGUAAGACAAACAUCUUGAAUCAGACAAAAAACGUGACUGUUGUUUGAGCAUUUUCUUUUACAGCAUCUUCUUUCCAAGUAUGAAGGUCUACUAUGUAAUGAAACAAUGUCAAUAACUCAAACUGCUGUUAAAACUGUCAUGACUUAUAUUCUGAGUAUAGUACACAGAUGCUAACUUGUGUGUUGUUUUUGUUAACACUCAUUGAACGUGAAAUAAAAAGAUAGACACCAACGUU
This is a messenger RNA of Osmerus eperlanus (European smelt), 4451 nucleotides long. Its product is annotated as synaptotagmin-11-like. Gene Ontology annotation, biological process: regulation of dopamine secretion; regulation of calcium ion-dependent exocytosis; vesicle fusion. Gene Ontology annotation, cellular component: synapse; axon; plasma membrane. The record is from RefSeq and is a predicted model, not a curated record. The transcript is spliced from 4 exons. The coding region runs from base 263 to 1645 and encodes 460 amino acids. NCBI's taxonomy places the organism in Eukaryota, Metazoa, Chordata, Actinopteri, Osmeriformes, Osmeridae. Gene Ontology annotation, molecular function: calcium-dependent phospholipid binding; calcium ion binding; phosphatidylserine binding.